Striga asiatica is the source of this 3270-nucleotide messenger RNA. The record is from the annotation of a GenBank genome assembly. NCBI's taxonomy places the organism in Eukaryota, Viridiplantae, Streptophyta, Magnoliopsida, Lamiales, Orobanchaceae.
AUUCCCCGCGUGCUUUUAUACAAACUUCAAUUCUGUUCAGUGUUCAGAAAAAACAAUCGACACUCAUUACACACACUAGAAAAUGAGUGUAACAGUGUAUGGCUGAGCUACUUCUGAACAAUAAUUCAUUAUUUGCGGCAGAAUAAAAAAAAAUGAAGGCUUCAGCUUUACGAAUUUCACAUUCAAGCCCGAUUUCCAGCAUCUCACAUUUAACCAAUUUCAAUCGUAAUUUGAUCUGGAAAUGGAAAUCUCCAUUCAAGAAUUCACUGCCGUUCGCACAUUCUUCACGCAGGUGCUUCUUGGUAAUGAAUGUGGCUAGCGAGAAACCAACCAAGGUUGCUCCUGUUGAAGAAGAACAAGGAGUUGAGUUAGAUGCUCUUAAGCCUGAUUCUUCAUCAGUUGCAUCGAGCAUCAAAUAUCAUGCAAAAGCGUAUUACGCAACUGCAGAGAGUGUUCGUGAUAUGCUCAUUACAAAUUGGAACGCGACUUAUGACUAUUAUGAAAAGAUGAACGUGAAGCAGGCAUAUUAUUUGUCCAUGGAAUUUCUUCAGGGCCGGGCAUUGUUAAAUGCAAUUGGUAAUUUGGAACUGACAGGUGAGUAUGAAGAGGCACUGAGAAAGCUGGGGCACAAUUUAGAAGGUGUUGCCAGUCAGGAACCUGAUGCAGCUUUAGGAAAUGGAGGAUUAGGACGGCUGGCUUCUUGCUUUCUCGACUCCAUGGCAACACUGAACUACCCAGCUUGGGGCUAUGGACUGAGAUACAGAUAUGGUCUAUUCAAGCAGCUCAUCACAAAAGAUGGUCAAGAAGAAGUUGCUGAAAAUUGGCUGGAGAUGGGCAAUCCAUGGGAAAUAGUUCGAAAUGAUAUCUCAUAUCCUGUAAAAUUUUACGGAGAAGUCGUUGAAGGUCCUGAUGGAAAGAAAGAAUGGAUUGGAGGUGAAGAUAUUAUUGCGGUUGCCUAUGAUGUCCCAAUACCAGGAUACAGAACUAAAACCACCAUCAACCUUCGGCUGUGGUCGACCAAAGUUGCAGCCGAAGUUUUUGAUUUAAAAGCUUUUAAUUCUGGGCAGCAUGCAAAAGCAUAUGAAGCCAUGAAACAGGCUGAAAAGAUUUGCUAUGUUUUAUACCCAGGGGACGAAUCAAAUGAAGGAAAGACACUUAGACUUAAGCAACAAUACAUAUUAUGCUCGGCUUCUCUUCAGGACAUCAUAGAAAGAUUUGAAAGACGGUCAGGAAAGUCAUUAAACUGGCAAAAAUUCCCAGAAAAAGUCGCUGUACAAAUGAAUGAUACUCAUCCGACUCUUUGUAUACCUGAAUUGAUAAGAAUAUUAAUAGAUGUGAAGGGUCUGAGCUGGAAAGAAGCAUGGGGUAUUACUCAAAGAACUGUGGCAUACACCAACCACACAGUUCUACCUGAGGCUCUUGAGAAAUGGAGUAUGAAUCUUCUCCAAGAACUUCUGCCAAGGCAUGUUGAGAUCAUAAAAAUGAUCGAUGAAGAGCUAAUCAAUACUAUUAUUGAAGAAUAUGGUUCGGAGGACCUGGAGUUGCUGAGGGAGAAAGUGAAGCAGAUGAGAAUUUUGGAUAACGUCGAACUACCUUCAGCUGUAAUAGAUUUUCUUGUUAAGUCCCAAGAAAAUCUUCUCAACAAUUCUGUCGAAGAAGAAAAAAAAGAAGAAGAUGAAAAAGAUUCUGAAACUGAGAAAAAGAUAGAACCUACAGACAAAGUAAAGAAUUCUAAUGGUGAUGAUGUUAAGGAAACUAAAGUACCAAAGGUAGAGGAUGCCAAAAUGAACGUUAAGUUGGUGUUUCAACCUGAUCUGAAACAGCCGAAAUUGGUCCGCAUGGCUAAUUUAUGUGUUGUAGGAGGACAUGCUGUCAAUGGAGUUGCACAAAUUCAUAGCGAUAUCGUUAAGAAAGAAGUUUUCAAUGAAUUUUACAAGUUGUGGCCCGAGAAGUUUCAGAACAAAACAAACGGUGUGACGCCUAGAAGAUGGAUCGGAUUCUGUAAUCCAGAACUCAGUAAAAUCAUAACCAAGUGGACAGGAUCAGUAGACUGGUUGAUAAAUACUGAGAAGUUAGCAGAAUUACGAAAGUUUGCUGAUAAUGAAGAACUCCAAUCUGAAUGGAGGGAGGCAAAGAUGAACAAUAAGAAGAAACUUGUGUCUUUUCUUAAGGAGAAAACAGGUUAUGUUGUCAGCCCAGACGCACUGUUUGAUGUGCAGAUAAAGCGUAUCCACGAAUACAAGCGGCAGUUGCUGAAUAUCCUGGGAAUCGUAUAUCGUUACAAGAAGAUGAAAGAAAUGAGUCCUGAUGAGAGGAAACAUAAGUUCGUGCCCAGAGUUUGCGUAUUUGGAGGGAAAGCAUUUGCCACGUACAUCCAAGCUAAGAGAAUCGUGAAAUUUAUUACAGAUGUUGGAGCCACAAUAAAUCAUGAUCCUGAGAUAGGUGACCUUCUCAAGGUUGUCUUUGUCCCAGAUUACAAUGUCAGUGUUGCAGAAGUGCUUAUUCCUGGGAGUGAGUUGUCUCAACAUAUCAGUACUGCUGGAAUGGAGGCAAGUGGUACCAGCAACAUGAAAUUCGCAAUGAAUGGCUGCCUACUAGUAGGAACCUUAGAUGGUGCUAAUGUAGAAAUCAGGGAAGAAGUUGGAGAAGACAACUUUUUUCUCUUUGGUGCACGUGCCGAUGAAAUCACUGGCCUUCGCAAAGAAAGAGCAGAGGGACAGUUUGUGCCUGACCCAAGAUUUGAAGAAGUAAAAGCAUUUGUGAGAGGUGGUGUGUUUGGACCGUACAAUUAUGACGAGCUUAUGGGAUCCUUGGAAGGAAAUGAAGGCUAUGGCCGAGCAGAUUAUUUUCUUGUUGGCAAGGACUUUCCUAGCUACAUAGAGUGCCAACAGAAAGUGGAUGAGGCUUAUAGGGAUCAAAAGAAUUGGACGAAGAUGUCGAUUUUAAACACGGCAGGUUCUUUCAAGUUUAGCAGCGACCGGACAAUCCAUCAAUAUGCCAGAGAUAUAUGGAUGAUUGAGCCUGUGAUUUUGCCAUGAAACAAUAUUGUAGCUUAAAUUAUAAUAUAAAAUAAAAAUGUGAAUCCCCAUUUGUAGAAGGUAGUCGAAUAUGAUGGUAGUUAAGCUUGUUUGAAGCAUUAUGAAGCUUCAAGUUGCACUUGAGUUAGGUUUCCCAAUCAUGCUGAAUGGGCUUGGUGUUGCAAGUGGUCUGGCAGCGUUAAUUCACGCAGUAUAUAUUCGAUAUAUGUUCCAUCAAAAAAUUAUAUCUUCC